UCCGCACCCACCGCCCUCCGUCUACCUCGAUCUCCAUUUCUCCAUUUCUCCUUUUCUCCUCUUGUUUCUUCGAGUUCCGUCCUUCUCCCUCCGGCGCUUUUUAGAAAACAGCCAUGGCCACAUCUCGUCCUCCACCACCGAAGCUUCUCGACCUCGACAUCACCAUCGUCUCUGCAAAGCACCUCAAGAACGUCAACUGGCGAAACGGAGAUCUCAAACCCUACGCCAUCUUCUGGGUCGACCCGGACCGGCGACUCGCCACCAAACCUGAUGACUCGGGCUCUACUCGCCCCGUUUGGAACGAAAGGUUUACUCUGUCUAUCAACGUUCCUCUUCAGGAUUCCAUCCUCAAUCUCGAAAUCUUCCACUCCAAGCCCUCCGAGACCCCUAAACCUUCGGUCGGCUCGCUCCGCCUUCCUCUCAGGGACCUGGUCGACUCGGACGAUUCCAACCGUAUCAGAACUUUCGAACUCCGUCGUCCAUCCGGCCGUCCCCAGGGUAAGAUCAGGAUAAAGCUUGCCGUCCGCGAACGCCCUGCUCCACCUGCCCCGGAUUAUCAUGUUACCCCUCCGCCCAGUUAUUAUUAUUCCAGUGCUCCUCCUCCUCCACCUCCUGCAUCACGCGACUAUAGGGGAUACUCUCCUUCUCCGUAUUCGACUCCUAUCCCACCACCGGCGCUACCCCCUGCUCCGUCACCGGCUCCUCAGUAUCCGUACGGCAGCUAUUCGGAUCCAUAUUCCGGUUAUUACUCUGGCUACUACUCUCAGCCGCCGCCGCCGCCACCACCUCGUCCAUUCUUCGAUCGGUCUUCUAAUUACGGUGGACCCAGUGGGCCGUCAGCGCCCGUCGAUUAUUCGUCGUACGAUCAGAAGCCGAAAGGAAGCAAGAUGGGAUUCGGUACAGGUUUGGCUGUGGGAGCAGUUGCCGGGGCUUUGGGAGGUCUUGCAUUAGAAGAAGGAAUCAAAUAUGAGGAGGAGAAGAUUGCAGACAGAGUCGAGAGCGACCUAGCCUCACGAGAUGAGUACAGCGAAUAUCGUGGUGAUUAUUGAUGUAUUUGGUAAUUUGGUUUUCUUCUUUAACUUUUUCUGGGGUUUGGGUUCUUAUGAAGGUAAGCUGAAAUAACUGACAUACUCCAGUUUGGGUAUGCCGUGUAUAUAAUCUAUGUUUCUUUUCUUUUUAACUUUGGUGUUUACAAUGCUUGUCCGAACAAGGAAAAUACUUAAUUCUACUAGCUUUAUCACUCAUGGAUAUGUAUGAAAUGCCUUUUCCC
Messenger RNA from Nelumbo nucifera (sacred lotus), 1270 nucleotides. Its product is annotated as protein SRC2-like. The record is from RefSeq and is a predicted model, not a curated record. Gene Ontology annotation, biological process: defense response. NCBI's taxonomy places the organism in Eukaryota, Viridiplantae, Streptophyta, Magnoliopsida, Proteales, Nelumbonaceae.